Messenger RNA from Poeciliopsis prolifica (blackstripe livebearer), 2644 nucleotides. Its product is annotated as myeloid cell nuclear differentiation antigen-like. The coding region runs from base 145 to 1500 and encodes 451 amino acids. The record is from RefSeq and is a predicted model, not a curated record. The transcript has 11 exons. Lineage: Eukaryota; Metazoa; Chordata; Actinopteri; Cyprinodontiformes; Poeciliidae.
CUUUCCCCGUUCAAAGGUGGACAAAAAGAAAGCAGGAAACCCGUCUGGAACUCCUUUCACUGCGCAUUUCACCGAGGUUUAAAUCACCAUAACUCGGCUCACUGCUGGGCAGCUUCCCCCAAAGGGAAAACUGUUGGGGAAACGAUGUUCGACAUGUCUGAAAGCUCAAAAUGGAAGCAAACCUUGACCAACAUUGUGAAGGAGCUCCGCGAACAGCAGUACAAACAUAUGCUAGAAUGUUUGAAGAAAAUACCUAAAAGUGUGAAAGAAGCAGUACACCUAGAAGAGAUGCCUCAGACCAUCAUUGAGUGUUAUGGAGAGGAGGAUUCCAUUGCUGAAAUCAACAGGAUCAUGGAUGAGAUACCAAGGAGAGAUUUUGCAAUUCAGAACCUGCUGCGUCCGUUUGUGGAGAAACAAGGAAAAAAGAGGAAACCUGGACCGGAGUCAGAGGAGAAGCAGGAGUCUCCAUCUGAGUUAAAGAAGAAGAAGAAGACUGAUAAUGAUGAUGAUGAUAAAGCUGGGUUUGAAUCUGAUUCAGAUUCUUCAGAUGAUGAAACUCAAGCUGACGAUCCAGGAAGUUCUCAGUCUGAUAAGAAGGUUCCUCCUUGGAGACAGAGCAUCAGGCUCCUGAAGGAAAGUAAAGACACAAAUGGAAAACCAAUAGGUGGAAAGGUUGUUCAGAAAUGUGCUCUGCGUACAUAUGAAACCAAAGAGAACCAGAAGAAGAAGUUCUUCCAUAUGGCAGUCGCCGACGAGACCGACUCCAUCAAAGUCAUGGUUUAUGGAGAAGAGCUAUUUAAUAAAGUAGAAGAGGGACGACUUUACCUUUUCACAGAUGUGAACGUGCAUGUAGUGCAUGGUGAGACGUUUAUGAAGGUGACCAAGCACAGCAAAAUCUCAAAGACUAAUGACAUCGAAGCUCCCAAGACUAUGGAGCUGCAGAGUCCAUUUUUUUCCAUUAAGAAGGUCCAAUCCUUUAAGGAGGAAACAGCAGUGAGUGUUAAAGGAACUAUAAUUGCGAUUGGUCCCCAGGAAGAUGGUGCCAACAGAAAAACACAAGAGUUCCAACUUGAAGAUGAAACUGGAUCCAUCUGGAUCAAGCUGUGGCGCAAAGACAUCGAGCAGUUGACAGGAAAGUCAGUGGGAGAUACGGUCAGUGUGACCAACCUACUGACCAACCAAUACUGUGAAACGGCGUCUCUGAACUCCACCGACUUCAUCAAAAUUACUCAGACGAAAGCUGCUGCUGUCCAGAGGGUCACCAUGCAGAUUGUAGGAAUCAUAGAAGCAGGAAAGGAGCAGACCGAGCUGGACGUGCUGAUCAACAACAAGUCCAGAUCCUUCUUUAUUAAAUCUCGUCUCCUGGCUAAGGUUUUUGAUGUCAAACUAGAUGACGACUUCGAGGAUAGACUGGUGAAGAAAAUCCCGUUUCUGGCCAAAGGAAAAAUAAAACGAAACAAAAUCCAGAUUCUUAAAGCUGCAAAAGCCAUGAAUACUUAAUAGAACCAGAGAUUUUAAAGCUGAACGAGUCUUUUACGUUAAAAUCCUAAAUGUGCUAAUGGAGAAACAACUUACCGUUCGGGAUUCUCCGAUCGGGUUUUCUGCUGCCGAUACCAAUCACUAAUGAGGCUGAUCAUCAAUCUUUGCCAAUCGCCUGGAUUGACUGUCAGUAAAAUAAUAUUUAACAGUAAGGCUCUCAGUUCCAUAAAUUAUUAGUCAAAUAAAUCUGCCUAUAUUAAAUAAUGUGAAGUAAUAAUGGAGACAUUCAUUCAAAGUGGAAAUAAACAAUCCUUCCUGAGAGCUGAUUCAUUCUGGUUCUGGUUAGUUGCCUAUUCUGCAGAACACAGGAGGAGGCUGAGGAGAUCAAUUAUUAUGUCAGAGAUUAUCUGUCUUGUGUUGGGACAGUGAACGUUUUAAUACAUGUCUAAAAUCUUUUUUUAAGUUAUGUGCUGCAGCUUUAAGCAGAGGUUCGGUGUGAGAGUUCACUGUGGGAGGAGCAGGAACGGCACUGCGUCUGUGAAAUAUUACAACUAGUAACAGCAGUUCAGCAACGAGAGCAGAACCAGCGUCUUUCACCACAGUCCAAAAACAUGACUGUUAGGUUAAUUGGUCUCUAAAUUCUCCCUAAGUGUGUGUGUGGGUUUGUGCACGAUUAUUUGUCCUGUCUGUCUCUGUGUUGCCCUGUGACAGACUGGCGACCUGUCCAGGGUGACCCCGCCUCUUGCCCCAAACGUUAGCUGGAGAGCUAGGCAGCUGCACCUGGAUGGAUGCAGUUGCCAUCCAUCCAAGUUGAUGGAUGGAUGGAUGUCAACAUGGUAGGAGUUCGUCCUGCUAUCAGUAGGUUGCCAGUUCAAUUCCUACUCUGUCCUCUGUCGAUGUGCAGACACGUCACCCGCCUCGCCUGUUGCUGCUGGUCAGAGGCUGCAGCUACUGUCCAGUAGCUCACCAUCACCAACAUGUGAGUGGCUGCACUUUGGAGACAUCUGGACUUGAUACAAGUACAGGGAAUUUUCUCUUUUUGAAAAGUUUAUUGUAUUUACAGUAGAUCUCAACUUUUUAUGUAAAUCAACUGUUAAAGAUCCUUUUAGGGGUAAAUGAUGUGAGUUAGCUAUGCUAAUUUGAUUGUCUUGAUGUGUUUCUUGAA